CAUCCUCCUACGUUUCGCAUUGUUUGAUGUGCAAGUGGUGACGGGAGUUAAAGAUGUCACAGUGAAGAGCUCUCGGCAAUACCAAUAACCAACACAUAGUCAGCAGCAGCGUAAGAGAGAUGUCAGGAUCGCAAGUGGAAAUGAACGAGAAUGAGUCUUUGUUCGGACCCUCUAACUUUUCGUACGAAAACUGGCCAACUAUGAAUGAUUCAGAAAAAGAUAUUAUUGCGGUUCGUGUAGUACCCAUUAUUUUCAUGGUGAUUUUUGUGACAGGAAUAUUUGGGAAUGCUCUCGUUGUUUACGUUUUCAUACGGAACAAAGCGUUUCGCACUGUUACAAACAUGUUUUUGCUUAACCUGGCGUUGGUGGAUCUCGUGUACCUAUGUUUCUGUUGUCCAUUUACUACAGUUAAAGUGUUGGUGAUGUAUUGGCCAUUUGGAAAUAUUAUGUGUAAAAUGGUGCAGUACCUCAUGGUGGUUUUCAUGUCAGUCAAUGUGAUGACGUUGACGGCCAUUGGAUUCGAUCGAUAUUUCGUCAUCGUGCAUCCUAAAAGGGUACGAGCAUACAGGACUUCUCAGAACACGUGUUACAUGAUUAUGGUACUGUGGGUAUUCUCUUUCCUCUUAUUUUCACCUGUUCUUCUGGUGGUGCGUGAAGUCAAAGCAUUUCGUCCCAUCUGCAUGGAAGAAAUGGAGGAUAACAAAAGGAAGGCCUAUUCAGCCUGCAUGUUUAUCUUCUUUUAUCUGAUUCCACAGACAUUGGUUGGAUUUUGUUAUAUUCAAAUUGCUCAAAAGCUGCGUGCGCACUUGAGACGCGGUGCCCGUUUGAAUCAGGCAGCUGUUGUCACGUUAAAAACACGUGGGAAAAUCGUCAAGAUGACAUUCGUUGUUACGCUGGCUUUCGCCGUUUGCUGGCUACCCCUUCACGUAGCAGCAAUAAUGAAUUCUUUAAACGUACCAGCCACAUCUUUUUCUUACCACUUGCACAUAUUUGCCCCAUGCUUCGCUUAUGUUACUGUGUCACUUAAUCCAGCAAUUUAUUGCUUCAUGAGUAAAACGUUUAGAAAAUAUUUAAGGGCUGCGUUUACCUGUAGAACGGUUACGUUAAAUGCUGCCAUGUUAGGGGAUGAUGCCGACUUGAUUCCGAAUAACCCGGAUGUAAGCAACAGUAGCAAACAAUGGGAACUUCGGAGCAUUACGACCAACCACGACAAAACAUCCCAUACGAAUGGAUCGACUGAGUGUGCUAUGAAUACGCAAACAGAAGAAUCCUCCCUGCUGGAGACCUUGAAUUACCCAAUAAGUAACCAAUCCAAACCCUGUUUCUUCAUGGAAAAUCUAGUCGACAAAGAAUGCCAAACAGAGAAGACUUGUAUAUCUGUCACAACGAAUAUAUAAUUGAUGUAAUUAUUUUUUAUUAAAAAAUCUGCCAAUAGUAAAACAUGUAUAACCUUCGUAAUCUACCAACCACAAUCGAAGGACUAUGAUAAGUUCAUUAACGCUUUUUAAUGGUGCUUCUCGUGUUAUUUCUAUUCGUGUACAUUUUAUGUAUAAAACAAUUGCAUUGUACUUUAACGUGGAAAACAGUGAUGAUGAAAUGAAGAUGGUUAAAAUUGAUAGCAUGGUCAGAAAACAACAUAUACUGACGAAAAUUUCCUUUCUCGUCAAAUACAUUUCUUAAUAAAGUGCAAAACAACA
Molecule: messenger RNA, 1697 nt
Organism: Ostrea edulis (European flat oyster)
Lineage: Eukaryota; Metazoa; Mollusca; Bivalvia; Ostreida; Ostreidae
Product: galanin receptor type 1-like
Exons: 3
Coding region: 120-1397 (425 amino acids)
Biological process (GO): G protein-coupled receptor signaling pathway
Cellular component (GO): membrane
Molecular function (GO): G protein-coupled receptor activity
Source: RefSeq, a predicted model, not a curated record